This is a messenger RNA of Gaeumannomyces tritici R3-111a-1, 279 nucleotides long. RefSeq lists its product as hypothetical. The transcript has a single exon. The record is from RefSeq and is a predicted model, not a curated record. The coding region runs from base 1 to 279 and encodes 92 amino acids. NCBI's taxonomy places the organism in Eukaryota, Fungi, Ascomycota, Sordariomycetes, Magnaporthales, Magnaporthaceae.
AUGCCGACUGCAGCCUGCCCGCCUUUCCCCGUCGUCAUCCGCGCAGCCCCCACGGCGGCACCCGUCCUUUUUGCACUCGAUCGAAGAGAGUACGGCCCUAUCAAGGUGUCUCGCGCGAAUUCCUGGCAGCGUAUAGCCCUCGCCCAAUCAACAGCCGAGUUGAUCCCUGCCUGCCGCCCCCGUCCCAGCUACGACCUCCGCCAGCGACUAAGGACGCUAUGUCCGGUCGGGAAGGACGAUAUCCUCGUCGGCAGCGUGUGGACGCUCGCGCGGGCCUGA